Messenger RNA from Lachancea fermentati, 1566 nucleotides. The record is from the annotation of a GenBank genome assembly. NCBI's taxonomy places the organism in Eukaryota, Fungi, Ascomycota, Saccharomycetes, Saccharomycetales, Saccharomycetaceae.
AUGACAACGUCUAAAUCGGCAGUUUCUUCCACGACCGGAACGCAAAAUAGAAAUCCGUCGUCGUGGGACCCACAGGACGACGUGCUUCUGCGUCAUUUAAAAGAGGUGAAGAAACUGGGGUGGAAAGAGAUUGCGCAGUACUUUAAAAACCGUACUCCCAACGCGUGCCAGUUUAGAUGGAGGCGUCUCAAGUCUGGAAACCUCAAGACAGCUAAGGCCGGUGACGCGACCAACGGCGGCGCGGUGGAGGAAGUGGCAGCUUCUGCGGUUCCUACCCCAGUGGCAGCGACGCCAGUGGUGGCGAUACCGAUUCCACGCCAGGUAAAUGCGGUAUUGCCCGUCGGCGGUAGUCCCGGCGUGCUCAGUGGGGGGUCGUACUCGUCACCUCACGUCCCUCUGGUUGGGUCUGCUGGCAACGCACAUGUAGGCGCGGGGAAGUUCAUCAAGCCACGCUCGUACUCCCACACUGUGACACCAUCCACCUCAUUCGCCUCUGCACAUAUUUUGGUAACAGAAACCGGCAAGACCGAGGAGGAGAACCUGGGGUUGAUCCCCAAGGUCAUCGUGCGCAGCAGACGUGGCUCUGUGGCUCAACAGACUGCGGCGCCUGGUUCGUCGGAGAUCGGCCAUUCGAACCUCUCACUGGCGCUCAAUACUACGCUCAACUCCUCGAAAUCUAGGAAAAACUCCUUUUCAUCAAGAUCGCGUCGCUCCUCAUUCAACGUGGGUGGUCCGGAACGCAUUUUUGGAACGCCUUCAAGAAGAAGCUCAGUAAUUCAGGCACCUUCUUCGGUAGCUAGUUUGACUAGAAGAGAGAGUUUCAAUUCGUCUACAUCCAGACGUGGGUCAGUGAUUCAAGUAAGAAGGGAGAGUGUCGCUGCACACCAACCGGAUAGACGCGAAUCUUUGUCGCAGUAUACCGACGUGCCCAAAUCACAUGUUUCCCACGUAGCUCCUGCACAUGGCUCUUCUCUCCAGCAAGUUCCAUAUACACAGGUCGUCCAGGAGGCAGAAGUCUGGCUCGAGGACGAAGAUUCCCUUUUAAAUCAGAGACACGAAAAACACCUCUCAAUGGAUGAGCUCAGUAUUUUACUCCCUCAUAGAUCUGAACAGGAGAUUCAAUGGAGAAUCAACAUCCUCGAUAAGGGUUCACCCUCUUCUUCGAGCACUUCACCUUUGAACUCGCCCGAGAGAUCGAUGACCGAGGAUACGGCUAUUGAUGAGGACAAUACUGAGGAGGACCCUCAAAGAAACUCUCAGACCCCAUUUCAUGUGGGCAAGGAAAUUUCGCCAUCUUUAUCGUCUUCAUCCGGGUCAAAUGGCAGAGAUCAUUCCCCCGUGUUCUCGUCGCAUGAAAAAGACAGAGAUCAUUCUCCGGUAGUAUCCGAUGGAACUACAAGGGCAAGCACGGUGAUUCACCAACCUAAUGUUGCUCCAAGACUAAAAUAUGUACUAUCUUCACAAGAUCAUCAUCACCAUCAUCAUACUAUCAAUAACAAUGUCGCUGCAGCCACACAAGGCGCACCGCUACCUAGCCUGAACAGCCUUUUUAAAAAUAUCCUUUAA